This is a messenger RNA of Rangifer tarandus platyrhynchus (Svalbard reindeer), 801 nucleotides long. The record is from the annotation of a GenBank genome assembly. NCBI's taxonomy places the organism in Eukaryota, Metazoa, Chordata, Mammalia, Artiodactyla, Cervidae.
AUGUCCCCGGGGAGCGGCGUGAAGAGCGAGUACAUGAAGCGCUACCAGGAGCCGCGCUGGGACGAGUACGGGCCGUGCUACCGUGCGCUGCGCCACUACCGCCUGGGUCGCCGGCUGCUGGAGCAGGCGCACGCGCCCUGGCUCUGGGACGACUGGGGCCAGGCCGGCGCCUCGGACGACUCGGCGUCGUCGGCGUCGUCGGGCACCGGGGCCCCCGCGCCCCAGUGCGUCCCGGCCUCGCCGCCGCCGCCCGCGGAGCCUGAGGCGCGCGUAGGGCCGGAGGAGCGGGGCGUGGAGGCCGCGGGGGACGCGGAGACCAGGGACGCCGUGGACGCGGAGGACGCGGCGCCGCCAGCACUGCCAGUGAAAGAUGUAAAAGAGAAACCUGAACGACAGAUCAGGAUGAGAGACUCUGAAAAAUCAGCCAGCGGUCCUGACCCUCAGCAACCACCAAGUGCCUUAGCUGCCCGAGGAAGCAGGAGAGCCAUCAAGAGCCCUCAGAGGUCAUCCACUAAGAUAAAAGAACAGAAGCACCCGUUUGCCCUCUACGGAUGGGGAGAGAAACAGACGGACACAGGAAGCCAGAAAACUCACAACGUCUGCGCCUCUGCCCCUGUGCGGGAGAUCCAUGAAUCGGCACUGCGAGCCAAGAGCAGAAGGCAGGUGGAGAAGAGGCGGCUGGCGGCUCAGAGGCAGCGAGCUCACUCUGCUGAUGUGGAGAAAAAUAGGCGGGUCAAGCCUGCCUCCUCAGAGAACCCAUGGAUGACAGAGUAUAUGAGAUGCUACUCCGCCAGAGCUUGA